Messenger RNA from Symsagittifera roscoffensis, 2486 nucleotides. Its product is annotated as calpain-like. Gene Ontology annotation, biological process: proteolysis. The transcript is spliced from 13 exons. Gene Ontology annotation, cellular component: cytoplasm. The record is from RefSeq and is a predicted model, not a curated record. Gene Ontology annotation, molecular function: calcium-dependent cysteine-type endopeptidase activity. Bases 232 to 2454 code for a protein of 740 amino acids. Lineage: Eukaryota; Metazoa; Xenacoelomorpha; Acoela; Convolutidae.
AGCACAUGUACACAAACAUCACAAUUUUACCUAUCACACGUUACAUUUUAGCAUACUAUUGAAUGCACACUUAUGUUUAAAAUAAAUGGCUUAAAAUGUAAUACAAAAUAUCCAAAAGCACAUUGAGAAGCUUUAGAAACAGCAUUUGAUGUUCAAAAUGCGUUUAAAAAAUUGGUAAAAUGCGACUAUUGAUAUUUUUAUUGGUCUCUUAUUGCCAUCAAAUUGUUAAAAAUGGCCGCCUUAAAUCCAGCUUUGCGGUCCAAAAAUUCCAACCAGUUUUGGAAGUCAACUUAUCAUCGUGAUUACCAGAUAACUCCAAGUGAAAGAAAGGAACCGAUUAUUCCAAGAUUCCGAGACGUGGAACCAGUGUUAAUGGCACGACCGUUCAUUCUCAAAACUGGAACACCCGCUGGAAAACCUUCUGGAAGGUUUGAGGACUCUAACUGGACUUCAAUGUACAGACAGAGUUUCAAAUCACACCAUAAAAACAGAUACGAAGUAGAUCGCCCUUUUGCGAUGACCAGUCGCGAUCCAGUUCGGCCGAUUUACUUGCCACCAAUUCAACCAUAUAUGGCAACUGGUUACGACUCGCUAGCCUAUCAGAAUCAAGUUCCGUUUUAUUACGCAACAGGAACACUCGGAUCUCAAACGGACAGACCAUUUUAUUACGCAACAACUUACGAUCCGACUUAUCUGACUCCGAGAAUGGAACCGAAAAAGGACAAGUUUUGGAGUUCGACUUACAAAGACAGUUUCAGAGGCUACGAUGAUGACGAUGCAAUGCAGCCAUACUUGUAUUACCAACCUUUGAGGUACGACGUGCCCUACUACCAGUAUCCAGAACCCCCUCCUCCUCAAAGAAGGAUACUGGACGGGACUGAGAAUAGGGAGUUUGGGGGAGGGGGGAGGGGCGCGGAGACUAGAGACUACAUGGGGGGUCUGGAAAUUGUCGAGGAGCCCCCGAGUCAGUACACAAUUCCGAUUGCACCUCAGAUAGUGGAUCCCUUGAGCCAGCCCAGACUACCAAUGAAACUGUCUCAGCCUCUCUUCUUCGACGGGACAUUUGACCCGAAGAGCAAAUCAUUCCUCCUGCUCGAGAAAUUCAACGGAGGAGAGAUAAAGUGGCUUCGGCCUAAUGAGCUGUCUGUCACCCCGUCGAUCUACUCGAAGCAUUUCAUCACCAGUGACUUCAAACAGGGCUUCCUCAAAGACACUUGGCUGCUGAUGGCAUGUGCAGCCAUAUCCAGAUACCCUAACCUACUCAAAGUAGUCCUUCCUCCGGACCAGGUUCUAAAAGGAAGCGCACAUUCUGGUAAAAUUGUAGUCAACUUCUAUCUGUUUGGCUCUUGGAAGACAAUUUCAAUCGAUGACAGAUUACCCUGCUAUGGAAACGAUUUGGCCUAUGCCAGGUGUGACAACCCGGAUGAGUUUUGGGUGUCUUUGAUUGAGAAGGCGUAUGCCAAAGUGUUCGGAAGUUACGAGGCCUUGGAACUCGGUCAUCAGAGAGACGCGUUAACAGACUUGACCGGAGGAAUCUGCGAGUUUUAUAAUCUAGGUGAGAUAAUGAGUCAUCGAAUUGAUCUGGAACAUGCACUCUAUAUGGGGUCCCAGUGUCAUGCAAUGAUGACAUGCAGCCGGAACCCACUGGACAAAAACCAGGAGCAAGAAUACAGAACUGGCUUGAUAUCUGGACACGGAUAUGAAGUGACUGGCGUGUUCCUCGUGCCCUGGGAGAGAGGGGGAGAGGAGAUGGUGAUUAGAAUACAGAGUCCCUGGGACUACAGCAAGGCAUGGACGGGCUCAUGGUCCGACUUGGAUCCAAGAUGGCGCACAUUCACUUCCGAGUUCAAGGAUUUUGUGGGAUUCAAUGCCAAACCCUCUGGAGAAUUCUUCAUUUCAUACCAAGACUUUCUCAAACAGUUCCACCACGUUUCCAUCUGUCACCUGGAGACGCCACUCUACCCUGGACAGCCACGUACCAAUCUUGGUUUCUUCUCCUCUCACCACGGGGAGUGGACUACGGACAUCAAUGCGGGGGGAUCCCCCAACUACUCAACAAGCUACCACACAAACCCACAAUUCCACAUCACUCUGGAUCCAGCUAAGGUUCCUGACGAUCUUUACCGUGACGACAAAGUGCUGCUCAUAGUCGCUCUAAUGCUACCCGAUAACCGAGGCAGAAAUAGACCCAUGCCAUAUGUCGCGUUCUCCAUCUACGAAGUUAAAUCCGACACCAUUUACUUACCACUGACACGUGAACACCUCUCAGUCAACCUACCGAUAGCGUCCAGCGGGAAGUUCCAGUCCAAAAAAGAAAUAGUCCAGAGAUUCCGGGUGCCUCCGGGAGAAUUAGUCAUCAUUCCGUCCACUUACUACCCAGAAAAAGAAUCUGCUUACCUGUUGCGACUGUUCUCCAAUGCAAAAAUGACUGUACAAAGUUUCUCAGCUGCCUAAUUUAAAAUGUUAGACUAAUUAAAAAGCUUUAA